GCUUAAUGCAAAAACCGUCGCCCGUAUGUUGUGUCGCCAUAGUAGCGCAUCUGUCAUUUCAAUAAUUACAUAUUACAAGCCAGAGAGAAAUUUAAACCUGUUAGCGAAAAGCGGAUGUUGACUUUGUCGCAGUCAUUUUACCUUCGAUGGUGACUCGACACUCAUAUAUUGAAAUAAACUGAAAUUGCCUUCGUUCGACAUUAAAUUUUAUCCAAAUACGUGAGGUUAGAGUAACAAUGUAUGUGCAGAGAUAAAAGACGGUUUUAUAUUUUUCCACGAGCGCUGACUUUGCGAUGCAAAAAAUCAAACUUCGAAUUUCCUCUUGUUAACGUGAUGGAGCUAAAAGUGUGGGUGGAAGGAAUACAACGUAUUGUAUGCGGUGUUACUGAGAGCACUACUUGUCAAGAUGUGGUGUAUGCGCUUGCUCAUGCUACAGCUCAAACAGGUAGAUUUACUUUAGUGGAGCGUUGGCGAACUAAUGAACGUUUGUUGGCCCCUUAUGAAAAUCCUCUUAAGAUUUUGAUGAAAUGGGGUGAAUAUUCGUCAGAAGUUCAACUGAUUCUGAGACGCUCCACAUCAGAAAAUAACAAAACAAGUGCAUUGCCAUCUCGAUUAACAUAUGCAACACGUGCAAAUGGAUUACCAAUUUCGUUACCUGAACAUGGAACAGGUACCACCAGCGUGCAAGAUGAUACCAAAAAUAUAUCAACCACACAAAGUUCAGAUUUUGAUGAUAUGCAAGGAGGAUUGGAAAGGAAUCGUGAUACCAGAAAGUCACUUACAUUUAGUGGCUUUCAUGGAGGUAUUACUGAAAGCAGCACAGAGAUUCAAAUGGAAAAUAAUGUGGCUGUAGUUCAACCUACACCACAUUUAAAAAGCAAGGAUUUGAACAUUCGAAAAAGUAUACAAAAACCUGCACAAUCACCUACACGAGGGACUAAUACUGAAAUCGCAACGCAUUUAUCGCAAAAAAAAGUGCGUGAGGUUCCACCUUACAGAGAACCUCCAGAUCCAGCUUCACCACCAUUACGAACUUUACCACCUUAUCGCGAUCCACCGCCGCCGAAUUUAAACAGUCCUGGAAGAUCACAAUUUGUGCAUAGUACCAAUAGUGGAAGCCCUCAUGUGCACAAAGACGAUCAACCAUCUUCUAGUAAUUCCAUAAAAUUGAAAAGAAAUCUCAUUCAGGAAUUUCAAGAUACAAAAGUAUCCACACAAUCCAUUAAUCCACUCCCUGCAACAGCACAAAAUAUAGCAACUGUUGCUUAUACUCAACGAUAUGUUGAACUCUUAAGACUAGUCAAUAAGCAGCGAGAUACUAUUAAUGCUCAACAAGCUGAUCUUACAAAAUUUGAUGCAGAAAUAUUAUAUUGGGAAGGGAAGAACAGAGAACAAAUGCAUCAAAUGGAUUAUAUUUCUCAAGAAAUGAAUCGUAUUGAAUCCACUGGUCGUAUUAUCGAAGAACAACUUAAAGAAUUAACUCAUGUAGAAGAAGAGAGUGAAAUAGUUAGACAGCAAGAAAAAACGCUGAAGUCGGAAAUAACAUUACUUAGAUCAAAGCUUGCCAAUUGUGAAACAGAAUUGCUUCAAUGUAAAAAUAAGAUAAGGCUAGUUAUGGAAGAACUUGCAAUGGAGCAACACAAUAUAAACCGUGAAACAGAUGAGCGGCAAAUUAUGGAACGGAAAAUAAUUAGCGAAGUUGAACACUUACAAAAUGAGGUAGAACAAGCUAAACGUGCAACAGAAUUAGCCUCACAACAUGCUGAUUCUUUAAAAUUAGAAGUAGUUAAUUUAGAGUCAGCUAUUGUUGAGAAGAAAUUACAAGUAGAAAGAUUGGUAGCUGAUAUGAAAGAGGCAAAUUUACAAAGUUUAGCUGUUGCAUGUUCAGAUGAACAAGUUAAACCUUUAUUGGAAGGUAAGCCUGGAAGUACUCGUAAGAUGAUAGGAUCACCAAGACAAUUGGAAACCGCAGUGCCCACAAGCAAAAAUCCACAUGGUGUGUGGGUAUAAAUAAAAAAACAUAGUAUACCUGAUAAUGUUAUCUUUAUGUGAGAAAUAUAUCAAAGAAUAUAUAUCAAAAUCUUUCUAUAUUAA
Messenger RNA from Nylanderia fulva, 2094 nucleotides. RefSeq names its product ras association domain-containing protein 8 (gene RASSF8). Gene Ontology annotation, biological process: signal transduction. The record is from RefSeq and is a predicted model, not a curated record. Lineage: Eukaryota; Metazoa; Arthropoda; Insecta; Hymenoptera; Formicidae.